Molecule: messenger RNA, 879 nt
Organism: Papaver somniferum (opium poppy)
Lineage: Eukaryota; Viridiplantae; Streptophyta; Magnoliopsida; Ranunculales; Papaveraceae
Exons: 2
Coding region: 1-879 (292 amino acids)
Source: RefSeq, a predicted model, not a curated record
AUGGUCAUGGCCACCAAAGAAAGAGGAGUUCUGGGGGUUCUUAAUCUCAGAUUGAUAAAUCAAGUUCUUCUAGCAAAAUGGUGUUGGAGAUUUGGGAUUGAAAAGUCUCAUCUCUGGUACAAGCUUAUUGAAGAGAAAUGGAUCGGGGAAUCAUGUUUUAUGAAUUCUUUCAAGUCUUUGUACAAGCUGGGCAGAUUGCAGAAUGCUAGCAUUGUUGAGCACAUCAUAGAUGAUGGAUCAUGGAAGUUUGACUUCAAAAUAUGCCUGACCAAUGAAGAGUCUACCUUAUUGUGGACUCUACUGCAUAUCAUUGGUUCAAAUCCACCUACAUUUGAUGCUCUUACAUAUACCAGAAGAUGGCCAUUAACCACGAGUGGAACUUUUUCAAUCAAGUCUUUGUAUGCUAACAUGAUCAGUAAUGCUGGAGAUGAUAAUUACCCUUACAAAUUUGUCUGGCUUUCUGGUAUUCCUCCAAAGGUUAACUUCUUAUUAUGGUGUGCUGUUCACGGAAAGCUGAACUCUCAGGACAUGAUGCAGAUCAAGGGGAUUGAUAUCUAUAGCUCUUGUAUUCUUUGUGGGGAUUGUACAGAAUCUCAGGAUCUCAUUUUCAUCCACUGCAAAGUUGCACACAAGAUUUGGUGCUCUAUUACACCAAAUGAUCGAUGGGCAUGGGUAUUUCCAGAUUCAAUGAUUAAUUUAGCCAGAAUUUGGUUUCACAAUCACCUAUCACCUACUGGAAAGAUAGUUUGGAAUCUGAUUCUAGGAGCUAUUGUUUGGGUUUUAUGGAGGGAAAGAAACUGUCGCACUUUUGAAGAAAAGUAUACCUUCAAGACAGAUGAAGAGUUAUGCAAUGAAGUUAAAGCGCUUGUGUUAACUUAG